Molecule: messenger RNA, 4836 nt
Organism: Cadophora gregata
Lineage: Eukaryota; Fungi; Ascomycota; Leotiomycetes; Helotiales; Ploettnerulaceae
Exons: 2
Coding region: 33-3431 (1132 amino acids)
Source: RefSeq, a predicted model, not a curated record
AGAAGACGCUGCCCACAGCAGAAUCAUGAACAAUGUUCAACCUCAGCAGCCUUGUGCAAAAGGCUCAAUCGCUCAUUGACCCUACGCAAGCCUUGAAUAUCUCUGCAUCCGACCGUAACCCUGCGAAAUCCACUCUCUUCCGCCAUCAGUUCCGACUGCCCGACUCCCAAACACCACUUCAAGAGAUCACGGCUGAGCUCACAAUCUCGCCACCGAUUACAUACUCUCCAAAUGCCACACAGGGGGAGAAAGAUAGAGAUCGAGAUAGAGGUUAUCACUAUGCAGGAAAGCUUCAUUUAAGCGAAUCCUACCUCUGCUUUUCGACCCAACCUACCAGCUUCCUUCAGACCGCCAGUACCAGCACGUCCUCGGGAUUCACGGGACAAACUCAUGGGGCAGGACCUGGAGGAAAUGGAUUUACACUUCCUCUUUGUGCUAUCAGACGUGUAGAGCGGUUGCAUAGCCAAAGCUUCCAAUUUGCAUUGGCCAUCACAACAUGGAAUGGAGUCAGCAAUACCUCUUCCAAUGAAACUUCGAAAGCCCCAAUAAGUCAGCAGAAGAUUACCAUACAGCUGGCAGGAAGCCGGCAGGCUUGCGAAAGGUUUUGUGAUGGGUUGAAGAAAGGCCUCAAGAAUGCUGUAGCAGAUGUGGGGAAGUUGAAGAGAGUCGUGGCAGAAUGCUAUUCCGAAUACCUUCUCUCGGGUGAAAAGAAAUCGAGCGAUCCUCCAGACGCUGGACUUGGCAUGAUAUUUCGAUACCCAGGCGAUGCGAGGAAGCUACGGGAUAGAAGCAAGAUGCGUUUAUGGGGAGAGUACCUUCGAGAAAACGGGAGAAACGUCACGCUGAUUCGGCAACCUACAUUUCACAAGCUGAUCCGGGUUGGACUCCCAAAUCGACUGCGGGGAGAGAUCUGGGAGCAGACGUCUGGAGCAUUAUUCUUGCGGCUGGAGGAGCCUACACUAUUCGUAGAUACCCUCGCGAAAUACGAAGGACGAGAGUCUCUUGCAAUUGAUGAGAUUGAAAAAGACCUGAAUCGAAGUCUUCCGGAAUACCCAGGGUUUCAAGAUGAACGGGGCAUUGUGCGGCUGAGGAGGGUUCUCACGGCAUACAGUUGGAUCGACGAAGAAGUUGGAUAUUGUCAAGCCAUGAACAUUGUGGUGGCCGCUCUUCUCAUAUACAUGUCCGAAACUCAGGCUUUCUUCUUGCUACGCACGUUAUGCGAUCGAUUACUACCUGGGUACUAUUCGACUACGAUGUACGGCACCCUGCUGGAUCAACGGGUGUUCGAAUCCCUAGUAGAAAAGACAAUGCCGAUAUUAUGGGAUCAUCUGGUCAAAUCGGAUGUUCAGCUGUCUGUUGUUUCUCUCCCAUGGUUUUUAUCGUUGUACAUCAAUUCUAUGCCCCUGGUGUUUGCAUUCCGAGUUUUAGACGUUUUCUUUUUAGAGGGGCCAAAAGUACUUUUCCAAGUUGGCCUUGCGAUUCUGCGAAUAAAUGGCGAAGAGCUGUUGGAUGCAACGGAUGACGGUGCAUUCAUAUCAGUUUUGAAGGGAUACUUUUCAAAGUUGGACGAGUCAGCGCAUCCCAAAUCCGAAAAUGCAAAGCUGCGGGCAGUCACUCGGUUCCAAGAAUUGAUGGUUGUCGCAUUCAAGGAAUUUUCCGGGAUUACACAAAACAGCAUCUCGGAGCAGCGUAUGAAGCACAAGGAUGCCGUGCUGAACAAUAUCGAGAGCUUUGCCAAACGGACUUCGAUUCGUAAUCUGGGACCAGACAGCAAGCGCCUGAGUGUUGAAGACCUCGGAGCUCUGUACGACAGAUUCUAUGGGAUUUUGUAUGAGCGUCAACAACGAAGUCAGAUGAUACAAGACGAGACCGAGAGGAGAGAAAAGGCCAGUAAAGCCAGGGCCGCUGAGGUGGUGACGGGCUUGACUGAAACUCAGAGUAUCGAAAAGGGACGAGUUGGCUUGGGACCCAGCCCCACUCUCAUGGACUAUGAUGGGUUCCGGGAAUUCCUUGCAGGCAUCUCAAAAUGGGCCAUCACAGAUUCUCCAUCCCCUCCAGAAAGAGAUGUUGCGUCCGAACGAGAGAAGCACUCGUACUUUGGCAAUAGCAUGCGCAGGAGGGAAGUUUCCCUGUCACCUUGGGGCGCUGGAAAUCCAGAGCCAGCUGACCACGAAUUUAUGAGACGACUAUUUCGACGAUGGGAUGUGGGCAUGAACUCGGCGUUGACACUCCAAGACGUGGUGACUGGUAUUGCACACAUCAAAGGCAAAGGAGAUAUUAUGGGUAGCAUUACAUACUUUUUCGAGCUUUACGACGACGAUGGUGAUGGGAAAGUGGAUCGGGAAGGGAUCUUACGCAUUUCCGAAGCCUUGUUGUUCCUCUCUCGCCGCGGCCUGGAUGGAUCCUUAACACCUUCGAGAUCAAUGGUCGGACUCAGCGAAUACGAAGCGGGCAACGGAAGCCUUGAUGUUUCCCAAGGAACAACAAACGAGCGGUUUCUGAGCAGUGUUAGUGCAUUUAUCAGACGGUGCUUUGAAUAUGCCGAUCCAGACCAUCCACAGAAUCAGGAAGACGAAGGAUCGAACACCAAUGGAGCAGAAGACAAUGCAUUUGGAAUUGGUGAUGACAGCGAUGAGGAAGAAGACCUCCUGGAUCUCGGUACCGAGAAGUCGCCCAAGAAGAAAAAGUCCUCCGGGAUUCCCACCAUUCCUCCUCCCACAGGAGUUCCAUCCAAUGGCCAACGCCGAACAUCAAAAGCUCACACAGAGGCAGCGAACGCUGCACUUGAUCCAUCAAAGCCUCUUCAUAUCACACUUCCUACCUUCCGCAUGGUCGUUCUGGCCGAUGAGCUUCUCGAACAAUUUUUUGAAUCUUCUUUCCCAGCCUCUUUCCGCAUCUCAGACAAACUCGUUCCCACGGGCCCUACAUCCUCCUCUUCUAGCCUCACAACUUUCUCCAAUAUCGGCUUCGGCCGCUCAGCAACAGCUGGUCAAGGCGCUCUCGGUGGAGUCGGAGGUACCAGUUCCGCAGGCGCUGUGCCACCUGGGAAAGGCCUUCGUGGAGUCCUUGACAACAUCGUCACAGAUGGAAUGCGCGUCGCAGCCGAGGUUCGCAGACGCAUGGACGAGGCCCAAAAGGAAAUGGAGAAGAAUGCCGUCAACCGACCCGCAGAAGACGACGAGGAUGAAGAUGAGCCUUACGAUACUCGUACAUCAGGCGCAUAUAACGGGGAUGCAGAGCGUCGCAGUGUCCGUUCGGAAGAUCGCGAUCUCCUCGAAGGUGCCGAUGCAGAAGCUGGCAGCAUUAAAGGGGAUGCAGUGAGCGAAGUCAAGCAAUCAACUCUAAACCCAACAUUCUCAACCGGUGGCGCUGGUGGCAGAGUCAGAACCGCAAGUACCGCUACGCAGAAGGUCGUGGAGUUUGAGCAGUGACGGAGCAUGUAUUUGGCUGUUGACAUUUUGUCUUUGUAGUUAGGAGAAGUUUUUAUACUUGUGGGCGGGGAGUGGCGUGGAUGGGUACUCAGCCAGCACAGAGCGGAUUUCGGCUUUUUGGGAUGGCGUUCGUUUGAUACUUGACAUUGGGAGACGGGAGCUAAGGGGGAUGGGACUACUAGAAGGUCAUCGAUAUGUAAGAAUCUCACAUGCCAUAUCCUGGAAUGCAUUCAUGUCCAUUGACGUCCGCUUCAACAUUGGAACUGGUGCCUUCUCACUGACCAUUCUAUCCCGGAAUAUUCACUGGAAGCCACGCAUAUCAGAACCUGCUGGGAAACAGGUGUAUAGAGUGAAAGCAGAGAGAAUAAUUUUCUUUGAUGCAAGACUAUACUGGUUAUUGGGCGCCCUCAAGAUAAUUUGCCAUUCUUCCUGCACACCUGCAGCCAAAUCAAGAAGUCGAAGCGGGCCUGGUACUUGCGAAGCGAAAUCAAAACAUCGUUUACAACUUCAACUACCUUCCUUCCCGCUUGCCUGUGGUGCCUUCUCCUAACGUCCUACCCAUUCUCAAGACUUCAUAGUAAUAACAUCAAUUCGAUACUGUAACGCGAGGAUAUCUUCGAAACCCUUCUUCGCCUGAGCACAGACCUGCAUACCUUGCUCAAGUGCAUGGAUCCACAUGUUUAUCUGAGUGAUGGCGGGGUUGUCAAUAUAGGGAUGAUAUUGGAUAUCGCGAGCUUGCUUAGUGGAUUCGAUUGGGCCUCUGGUGCCUAUAGAGUUCAAAAUUACAUUCAUAUAGAGGCAAAAAUUGAGGGGUACUCGCAAUUUCCAACAAUCUCCAAGGCUUCCGACAUCUUUCCGAAUGUUCCCUGUUGGUCUGGAUAACUUCUCGAGAUAAUCGAAUCGACUGAGACGGUCACGGUCUCGCUGUUUCCAGUAGUGCUGCAUUUCCGAGAGGUCGAAAAACUUGGAUGGUUGUUGAGACAGUAUCUGUAUGCUGGUCAGGAUUUUCCUCGGUGGUACGCAACGUGUUUGAAAUUCGCCUCACUUGGUACCGUUGUAAGAGAAGUAGCACAGCUUUUGAGAUUCGAUUUGAAGUUGAGCCUCGAAUUUGUCGACUACUUGGAGGAUUUUUGCAUCCGGAGAAGGAAACGAAGUCGCGACAGAUCUUUUAUCCUUGUGAAGCUGGAAUAGCACCCACAUGAAGUGUGUCUAUUUAGUGGUUGAUUGAUAGGGCCAGUAUCAAUAACUCCUACCUAGUAGAAAGAAACAGGGUCGUGACGGACAGGCCAGAGGGAAUCGCUAGCAGUGAAGAGAGGAACCUAAAUGUGGCAAGCCAUGGCAGAAAUCUAACCAGGGGGCAAGCAAGCUCUCACGGAAGCAAAUCAAGGCAGUCGAAGAAAAUCAC